AUGGAUGCCCCGCUACAAGAGGUUCACCUGAACUUCGAUAUCUUCAGAAAGGCAUUUGAACAGAAAGAUUUCAAUGCAUGCACCGAGCUCCUCCCGAAACUCAAGACCAUGAUAGCACAAAUGAGAAGCCUCCCGCCGAUGUAUGAAGCUACACCUAAUGCGGUGGGAGAACUAGCAGUAGCAAGGGACAUAUAUGAGCAUGCUGUUGUUCUUAGCUUGAAGACAGAGGAUGAGGAAGCAUUCGAGAGGGAUUUUCUUCAGUUGAAGCAGUACUAUUACGCCGGUUACGGUCGCCUUCCACCGUCCCCUCAAGAGGACCUGAUUUUAGGUCUCAAUCUGCUGAGGCUCCUUGUGCAGAACAAAACUGAUGAGUUCCACACCGAGCUGGAACUGCUUGCAUGCCUGUCACCCACUGCAUUGGACAACCCUUGCAUCAAGCACGCGGUGGAGUUGAAGCAGUCCUUAAUGGAGGAGGGAGGAGCUUACAUAAGUGUGUUGCUUGCUCGGCAGACAAUGCCAGAUGACAUCAGUACUUACACUUAUGCAAGAUAUUUCAUGGAUCUUCUUGAAAAAACUAUCAGAGAUCAGGAGGCGGACCCUCCCGAGGGGGAUGUAAAAUAUGAUGCCGCAUUUUUCGAGAAGGCAAAGGAGUCUGCACCUUGCAAGGAGAUACCUUCUCUGCAGUUCAUCAAUCAAAUGCUCAGUUGUGCAACAAAAUUGGGUCAGAUUGAUGGUUCAGAGAAUGAUAGCUAG
Molecule: messenger RNA, 753 nt
Organism: Rosa rugosa (rugosa rose)
Lineage: Eukaryota; Viridiplantae; Streptophyta; Magnoliopsida; Rosales; Rosaceae
Product: 26S proteasome non-ATPase regulatory subunit 8 homolog A-like
Exons: 1
Coding region: 1-753 (250 amino acids)
Biological process (GO): proteasome-mediated ubiquitin-dependent protein catabolic process
Cellular component (GO): proteasome regulatory particle; cytosol; proteasome regulatory particle, lid subcomplex
Source: RefSeq, a predicted model, not a curated record